AUGGAUCUUAGCAGAAAUCCUAAUAAUCAAAACCCUUACGCAAAUUGCAACAUGCAGCCCUAUAAUCGUAAUGACAAUCAAUGGCCUGGUUUUGCUCCUCCAAAUUUUGCUCUUCCGAAUCAUCAAAAUCUCCUGUCAGAAGGUAUACUAAUUGCCAGAGAAUCGGCUCCACACGGGAACCAUUUUCCACGUGUGGAGCGAUUUUUUCACACGUGGAAAUCAGGAUUCUUACGUGUGGAAAAUGGUUCCCGUGUGGAGCCGAUUUUCGGUUGCCCGAGGAUGGUGCAAUAAGCGCAAUCCUCGGGCAAUUUCUAUAUCUCCCCGCUUGACCCUGGCUUUGAUGCCGGAGUCCUCGACGACAGGAAUUUAAGGCAUGCUGAGCUUCAACACGAAAGAUGAAUGGCAGCUGAAAAUCACAGCCACGAGCAAAAACUGGCAAUGAUAAACGCUUAUACCCAAAGCUAUGAAAGCCAGCUAAACUAUCAUAAAGAACUCGGCACAAAGAGCAUGGAAGUCAGCCUUGAGCGCUUCAGAGAAGAUGGGAGACUGAAAUCUGAAAGAAGGAAAAACAAGACCGACCUAAAAAUCAAAGUAAUGGAAAAUGAAACAGAAAGAGCCAAAAACCAGGAGGAAGCAGAAACCAAUAGAAUUACUAGCAACAAUAAUAAAGAAAUCGAAAAUUGCAAAUCAAAUACUGAAAGAGAAAUUGAAAAAUGCAAACAGGAAUGCAAUAGAGAUAUUCAGAAAUCUCAGUUUGAGUCUCAAGUUUCAAGUGAAAGAAUUAGAUCGGAUACGCAAAUACAGUGUGAGAAAUAUAAAUAUGAUGCUAAAGUUCAGGAAAAGAAAAUUGAUAGAGAGAUCGCACUUUUCGGAACAUUCAACCAACUCUUCGAUAAAGGCACGUCACUAAUGAAAAAUGCUGCAGGUUUAUCUCUAGCAGGGAAAAAAGAAUAA
Messenger RNA from Blepharisma stoltei, 954 nucleotides. NCBI's taxonomy places the organism in Eukaryota, Ciliophora, Heterotrichea, Heterotrichida, Blepharismidae. The record is from the annotation of a GenBank genome assembly.